This is a messenger RNA of Pezoporus flaviventris, 751 nucleotides long. RefSeq names its product exosome component 4 (gene EXOSC4). The record is from RefSeq and is a predicted model, not a curated record. Gene Ontology annotation, cellular component: cytoplasmic exosome (RNase complex); nuclear exosome (RNase complex); nucleolus. Gene Ontology annotation, biological process: rRNA catabolic process; nuclear mRNA surveillance; U4 snRNA 3'-end processing. Lineage: Eukaryota; Metazoa; Chordata; Aves; Psittaciformes; Psittacidae.
CUGCUGUCGGAUGAGGGGUUUCCGCGCCGACGGGCGCCGGCCCGGGGAGAUCCGGAAGGUGCGGGCCCGGCUCGGGCUCGCGCAGGCCGACGGCUCCGCCUACAUCGAGCAGGGCAACACCAAGGCCCUGGCCGUGGUCUACGGCCCGCACGAGGUCAGCGGGUGCGCGGCCCCCCGCGGGAAGGCGCUGCCCGAGCGCGCGGUGCUCAACUGCCGGUUCAGCCUGGCCGCUUUCAGCUCGGCCGAGCGGCGGCGGCCGCACGGGGACCGGCGCAGCGCGGAGCUGGCGCUGCAGCUGCAGCAGAGCCUCGAGGCCGCCGUCCUCACGCAGCUCUUCCCGCGCUCCCAGAUCGACGUCUACGUGCAGGUGCUGCAGGCAGACGGAGGGCACUGCUGUGCCGGCACCACGGCGGCAGCGCUGGCGGUGCUGGACGCGGGGAUCCCGCUGCGGGACAUGGUGUGCGCCAGCUCGGCCGCGCUGGCCGAGGACACGGCGCUGGCAGACCCCAGCGGGGCCGAGGAGGCGGCGGCGGGGCCAGGGCUGUCGCUGGCGCUGCUGCCGGCCUCGGGGCUCCUGGCGCUGCUGCAGCUCAGCGCCCGCCUGCCCCGCGAGCGCCUGGAGCCGGUGCUGGAUGCGGCCACCGCCGGCUGCCGUGCGCUGCACCACGCGCUGGACCGGGAGCUGCGGCAGCGCCUGCGCGAGAGCCACGGCACCGCCUGACGCGGGCACGGGGACGUGUGCCACGUGCUG